Molecule: messenger RNA, 3036 nt
Organism: Dunckerocampus dactyliophorus (ringed pipefish)
Lineage: Eukaryota; Metazoa; Chordata; Actinopteri; Syngnathiformes; Syngnathidae
Gene: lnx2b
Product: ligand of numb-protein X 2b
Exons: 10
Coding region: 459-2519 (686 amino acids)
Molecular function (GO): protein binding; metal ion binding; ubiquitin-protein transferase activity
Source: RefSeq, a predicted model, not a curated record
CAUUUACGAUAACUUCAUCAGGACCUGUGCUGCUUGUGUAGUAUUUGUGAGUAGUUGCAUCUUUACAUUUCUUUGUCAUGGUUCCUCCCCUCACAGACGCUAUAGAAGUAUCUGGAUACAUGGCCAAGAGACGGACUUGAGAGACGGCCGUCUCUGUAUCCCAAAGGGCACAUUCAUGCUUGAACAGAAAAGGACGAUCCCCAAACUGUGGGAAGAAUAGAACUGUACAACGCGUCUUGGUAAAAUGAAGGAUUUAAGGGGUUCUCAAAGUAUGGCACAAUGAGCCUCCUUUCAGAAAACAAUAUGGUUGAGGCCUCCCUGACUCCCCAAGUUUGUUUUUUUUCCUCAAAAUCUUCUUGCGCUUCCCAGUGGCGGCCCUACCUGAAAACCAGACAGAACAUGAAGAUAUGGACGUGACGCUUUUUUACAGUUGACUGGAUUUGCCUUUGAGAAGUUUAAUGGCUACAACAGAAAGCAAGACUGCUGGAAGCGCCGCCGCCAGCUUGUCAUGGGCAAGGAUCUGCAAGGAGUGCGGGCAGCAGCACGAGGGCCAGGAAAGCCACCUGUACGAGUACCCCGAUGAUGUGGACGACGAGCUGGUGUGCCACAUCUGCCUGCAGCCCCUCAUCAAACCCAUGGACACCCCCUGCGGCCACACGUACUGCUUCCACUGUCUGGGCAGCUUCUUGAAAGAGCAAGACUUUUGCCCCGUGGAUCGCCAGCGGCUGCAGCUGCACCAGUGUCGCCCCUCCAGCCUGCUGGUCAGGAAUCUGCUGGACAAGCUGACUGUCAUGUGUCCUCACUCCGCGGAGUGCCAACAGCAGAUGCAACGCUGUGAACUUCAGCCUCAUCUGCACAAUAGAUGUCCUGCUUUCAGGAGACUGCGGGAGGAAGCAGAGAAGAGGAAGAGGCCCUCAUGGAAUGAACUGAAGGGGCGUAAGGGCGACUGCGAGUUGUCUGCUGCUGACGCGAAACAUUCGGAAACUCCGCCACGCAGCACCACCCGAGACCAGCCCGAUCCCGGACUCAUUAACCCCGCCUAUGAAGAAAGCGAGGAGGACAACACGCCACUGCGCUCCAGCCUGGUGGCCGAGUCCAACGUGGUGGAGCUCUUCAGAGAGGAGGCCGACGAAGAGCUGGGCCUGCGCAUCGUGGGGGGCAAAGACACGCCCCUGGGCAACAUCGUCAUCCAGGAGAUUCUCCGCGACUCGCAAGCGGGCCGCGAUGGCCGUCUGGCACCUGGCGACCACAUCUUAGAGGUGAAUGACAUAAGCUUGGCAUCCAUCCCUCACGCCCGGGCCAUCGCUGUGCUGCGCCAGCCCGCCCUCCUCAGGCUCACCGUCAUGCAGGAGAAAGGCUUCAAACCCAGGGAGCUGCGCUCUGAUCAUCACUCUCCCUCGUCCACCACAGCGCCCUUGCACAGCGUCCACGGCAACGUUACCGCCGCCCACAACCCCGGCACGGUGCUGCAGGUGACGCUAAUCAAGAGUCAGCGCGCCGAGCCCCUGGGCAUAAAACUGAUACGCAAAUCAGACGAGAGCGGCGUCUUCAUCCUGGACCUGCUCUCUGGGGGACUUGCGGCCAAGGACGGCAAGCUGAAGAACAAUGACAAAGUGUUGGCCAUCAACGGACACGACCUGAGGCACGGUACACCUGAAAGCGCCGCCCAGAUCAUACAGGCCAGCGAGAUGCGUGUCAACUUUGUGGUUAUGAGGCCGGCAGACCCGACUGAGGAGGGCGAACCGCAGGGCCGGGCAGCAAGGAGGGUGCCCGAGCCGCAGUACUUCAGGCGACGCUCCACCUACAUGAAGGACCCUCCUGGUGGUUUUUCCAGUCAGGAGAAGACGGUGAGCCUAAAGAAGGAGCCUCGUCUCUCCCUGGGAAUCACCAUCGCUGGAGGGAGAGACUGUCGCAGUCGCCUUCCUGUCUACAUCACCAGCGUGCAGCCUGUUGGAUGUCUGCACCGAGACGGCACCAUCAAAAGAGGUGACGUUCUGCUGAGCAUCAAUGGCGUGGACCUGACCCAGCUGACGUACGGCGAGGCCGUCUCCACCCUGAAGUCGCAGGCGGCGCAGCCCCAGGUGGCGCUACGUGUCAUUCAGACCAUUUCUCAAGACUCCCAAGAAGACGCCGAGGGCACGGGCGGCGACAAAGCAGACGAGGGCACUCGGGAGGACGCCCUCAACUGGACGCCGAUGUGGACAAGAUGGCUGGGCUUACCCAGUCACAUGCACUGGUGUCGGGACAUCGUCCUUCAGAAGAGCAACAACGAGAGCUGGGGCUUCAGCAUUGUUGGAGGCUACGAGGAGAGUCGCGGCCAGCAGCCUUUCUUCAUCAAGACCAUCGUGCCAGGCACGCCCGCUCACUUUGACGGGCGCCUCAAGUGCGGCGACGAGAUCGUGGCGGUGAACGGAGCCACGACGGUGGGGAUGAACAACUCGUCACUCAUCCCCAUGCUGAAGCUGCAGAAGAAUAAAGUCACACUGACCGUGGUUUCCUGGCCGGGGAGUCUGGUGUAGCCCCGCCCACACAGAAAGAGCAGAGAACUUGGACACGUGGGAUCCCAGCGCGUGCGUGAAUGACUUUGGGUUUGAUGCGAUGGCGAUCCAACUCUUUUCAAUUGUGCUUCAUUAUUUGUGACAAAUUCUUCAUCCUUUUCUGGGCCUCACUUGUAUUUUGGGGUGUUUUGCAGCCGGGACUGUUAUGAUGAAGGAUUGAAGGUGGCUGCUCGUGACCAAAUAAUAAUAAUAAUAAUAAUGAUGAUGAUGACGGUGAUGUCCAUAUAGACCAAAGUAUCCACUUUUACUGCACUUUUUCAAACUGGAUGCCUUUUUAGAAAGUUCCUCAUGAUGCAAAACAUUUCUAUUUAUUUGCAUUUAUAUCAGCACUCUGACAGCUAAGAACGUAUAUUUGCCCUUCAUCCUAGCCUAAACGUCAUCCCUGCUGUAAUGUUUCUUAGGCUGAGCGGCAGCAUUCGUGCACAUCGCUGCUGUCAUGUUGACGUUUGUCAUCCCUUUCAAUAAAGUCAAAGCACUA